Beauveria bassiana ARSEF 2860 is the source of this 4389-nucleotide messenger RNA. RefSeq names its product DNA polymerase. The coding region runs from base 1 to 4389 and encodes 1462 amino acids. Gene Ontology annotation, biological process: leading strand elongation; lagging strand elongation; DNA replication. Gene Ontology annotation, molecular function: chromatin binding; single-stranded DNA binding; pyrimidine nucleotide binding. The record is from RefSeq and is a predicted model, not a curated record. Lineage: Eukaryota; Fungi; Ascomycota; Sordariomycetes; Hypocreales; Cordycipitaceae. The transcript has 3 exons. Gene Ontology annotation, cellular component: alpha DNA polymerase:primase complex.
AUGUCCAAGGUCAACCACAGGGCCAAGCUUGCAGAGCUCAAAGCUCUUCGCAAGGCUGGUAAAAAGGCAUUUGACAGCUACCAAGUAGAGGACGUCAAUGCCCUGUAUGAUGAAGUCGACGAGGAUGGCUACAAGAAGAUUGUCAGAGAUCGUCUGAAUCAGGAUGAUUUUGUCGUCGAUGACAAUGGCGAGGGCUAUGCCGACGACGGCCGUGAAGAUUGGGAUCGUGUCCGUCAGUAUGAUUCUGAGAGCGACCUGGAAGAUCUACCUACACGAGGCCGCCAAAGUAAAUCGAAAAAAGCAAGCCGUCAGGCAGAGCAGGCCAUGCGAGACGUUAACGAUCGUAACAUUAGCGAAUACUUUACCAAGAACGCAACCAAGCCUCAACAAAAGCCGAAGAUCGUCAAGACCGAAGACGACGAGGACUUCAUGGCAAAUCUACUUGGAGAAGUUGACAGCAACAUCCCAGCUCCCGCGCCGAGACCCUCAAAACAACAGCGCUCAGGAGAGCGCCGCAAAUCUAGAGCGCUUUCGCCUCCGCCGGAACCGGCAGGCAAAAAGCAGAAGCGACGAGAUACACGACUGCUGUCGCCUUCAUCUGCCAUUCCUCCUAGUGACGAUGAUGGAUACAUGCCGCCUCUGGACGAGGACCCGAUACCUGUUGGCGAAGUACCAAUGAGCGACCCAACCCCGUCAUCCCCCGCUGCCAAAGUAGCCCAGCGCAAAGCCCAGUUGAGGCAUGAAAUCAAGGAAGACUCUGACGACGAGGAAACAAUGGAGGUCGCCCACGCUGCUUCUGUUACAACAGCUUCUGUCAAUCUGGCCAGCUCUCGUCCCAUUAAGAAGCUUCGCAAACAAGAGCCGUACCCUUCUCCAGCCAGCUCUUCACCGGUCAAUGCUGUUGAUGAUGUUGACUCGUCUUCUUGGAACAAAUUGACCGAGAAGCUUAAUGUUGUUAGCAACCCCUCAGAGACACGCGGCGUGGGAAAAAUCGACCACAAGGACGCCAUUGAAGCUGAUGGCAGCCUCAGCUUUUUCUGGACUGAUUAUACUGAGAUCCACGGCAGUCUCUGUCUCUUUGGCAAGGUCUUGAAUAAGAAGAACCAGGAGUAUGUCAGUUGCUUUGUUAAAGUUGAUAACAUUCUCAGAAAGCUUUACUUUUUGCCACGCGAACAUCGCCUUCGUGAUGGCGAGGAGACAGACGAGAGCGUCGAAAUGAUGGAUGUUUACAAUGAAGUCGAUGACCUCAUGACCAAGAUGAACGUCGGCAUGUACAAGAUCAAGGCAUGUACUCGAAAAUACGCAUUCGAGCUCCCUGGAGUGCCAAAGGAAGCACAGUAUAUGAAACUUCUCUAUCCGUAUACCAAACAGCAAAUCGAUUCCAGUAUCAUCGGCGAGACCUUCUCACACGUAUUCGGAUCCAACACCGCACUGUUUGAGCAGUUUGUUCUAUGGAAAAAUGUCAUGGGCCCUUGCUGGCUCAAGAUUGAGGACGCUGACUUUGGUGCCAUCAAGAACGCCUCUCACUGCAAAUUGGAGGUCUUAGCUGAGCACCCCAACAUGUUAUCAGUCGCGAGCGAAUCAGACAACCUUGAUGCGCCUCCCCUGACUAUGAUGAGCGUCGCUCUCCGUACAGCUUUCAACGCGAAAGAGAACAAGCAAGAGAUCCUCGCCAUUAGCGCCAGAAUUUACGAAAAGGUGCUGCUUAGCAAUACGACGCCCGCCGAGAAGCUGCCCUGCAGAACAUUCACAGUCAUUCGACCGCACGGACAGAAUUUCCCUCUAGGCUUCGAGCAGCUUGCAAGAACCCGCAAUCGCGGCCUCAUUGUCAUGAAGAAGCAAGAGUCAGAUAUUCUUAGCUUCUUCCUGGCCCAGCUCGAUGUCGCUGAUCCCGAUGUAAUCCUUGGCCAUCAACUGGAGGGUGUUGACUAUAGCGUUCUCUUGAAUCGUUUGCAAGAGAAGAAGACUCACCAGUGGUCAAGACUCGGAAGACUCAGAAGAACUCAGUGGCCUCAGGCACUUGGAAAACUGGGUGGCAAUGUCUUCGCUGAGCGUCAGAUCAUUGCAGGUCGACUGCUAUGUGACCUGGCGAACGAAGCAGGCAAAUCUGCCAUGUACAAGUGCCAGACUUGGAGCUUGACAGAAAUGUGUAGCCUGUAUCUCUCUGGUGAUAAUCAUCGCCGUGAGAUCGACAAUGAGUCCGCACUGAACAGCUGGGCCAAGGAAAAGCAGGGUCUCAUGGACUAUAUUACCCACAUGGAGGCCGAUACACAUUACAUUGCUGCUCUGGCAAUUAGCGUUCAAAUGCUCCCAUUGACAAAGGUCUUGACCAAUCUGGCUGGUAACUCUUGGGCUCGUACCUUAACAGGUACCCGCGCAGAAAGAAACGAGUACAUUCUUCUCCACGAAUUCCAUCGCAACAAGUAUAUUUGCCCUGAUAAACAGAUUUUUCGUGGCCGUCAGAAGGCUUCAGAGGAGAACGAAGACGAAGCGGGACAGGGGAAAAAGAAAGACAAAUUCAAGGGUGGUCUCGUCUUCGAGCCCGAAAAGGGUCUGUACGACAAAUUUGUCCUCGUCAUGGACUUCAACUCUUUGUAUCCCUCUAUCAUUCAAGAGUUCAACAUUUGCUUCACGACGGUCGACCGCACCAUUUUAAGCGAGGACGACGAUGCGGUUCCCGAGGUACCGAAAGAUCAAGACCAAGGUAUCCUCCCCAAGCUCAUUUCGACACUUGUUGGUCGUCGUCGCCAGGUAAAGAGUCUCAUGAAGGAUAAAAACGCCACAGCCGAGCAGCUUGCCACAUGGGAUAUCAAGCAGCUUGCCUUGAAGCUCACUGCUAACUCCAUGUACGGUUGUUUGGGCUACACCAAGUCCAGAUUCUACGCGCGACCGCUUGCCGUCUUGACCACAUUCAAGGGCCGUGAAAUUCUCAGAAGCACCAAGGAGCUCGCAGAAAGCAGGUCUCUCCAAGUUAUCUACGGUGAUACUGACUCGGUCAUGAUCAACGCCAACGUGGACUCUGUAGCAGACGCCUUCAAGGUCGGCAAUGAUUUCAAAAGGGCUGUCAAUGAGCAAUAUCGUCUCUUGGAAAUUGACAUUGACAACGUCUUCCGACGAAUUCUUCUGCAGGCCAAGAAGAAGUAUGCUGCCAUCAACCUCGUCGAGAAAGAUGGCAAGUUCAUUGAAAAGAUGGAAGUUAAGGGUCUGGACAUGCGACGUCGCGAAUACUGCGCCCUAUCAAAGGAGAUCUCUAAGCGCCUUCUGGAUGAGAUUCUUUCCGGCGCCGAGACCGAGGAGGCUGUUUCGCGCAUUCAUGAAUAUCUGAGAGACACUGCUGCUAAGAUGCGUGAGCAGACUAUCCCUGUUGCCAAGUACAUUAUCUUUACCCAGCUUGGGAAGGGGCCCGCAGAGUAUCCCAAUGCCGACUCCAUGCCUCAAGUUCAAGUCGCACUACGCGAUCUUGCUCGGGGCAAGACGGUGCGCAAGGGAGACGUCGUCUCGUACAUAAUCACGGGCGAUGGCAAGAGUUCAGAGCCACCCGCCAAGCGAGCUCAUGCACCCGGCGACCUCAAGACAGACCCCUCACUGGUCCCCGACGUCGAGUGGUACCUUGGCAAGCAGAUCUUCCCUCCUGUUGAGCGUCUUUGCGCCAACAUUGUGGGCACCUCUACUUCACAACUUGCCGAACAGCUUGGCUUGGAUGUCCGCCGAUACAACUCUCUGCAGACCCAACAAAACAGCGCCAGCGACGACCUCGAGAUUCACCCUCUGGAGUCUCAAAUUCCCGACGAGGUCCGCUUCGCAGACUGCACGAGACUUGCUCUGCGCUGCCGCAAGUGCAAGUCCUCUACGCCAUUUGAGGGUCUUGCCUCAGCCCCCGACCGCGUCUCUGCCUCUGGCAUCGUCUGCGGCGCUUGCAAUGCCAUUAUUCCCAACAUCUCCAUCGUGGCACAGGUAGAACACGCCAUUCGCGUCCAAAGCACUCGCUACUACGAGGGCUGGCUGGUCUGCGACGACUCACAGUGCGGCAACCGCACGCGCCAGAUGAGCGUCUACGGCACGCGCUGCCUCGGCCCCAAGGGCCUGGCCCGCGACUGCCUCGGCCGCAUGCGCUACGAGUACACAGAAAAGGCCAUCUACAACCAGCUAGUGUACUUUGCCAGUCUCUGGGACGUGGAGCGUGCCCGCACCCGCGCCGCUGGUGCCGACAGCGGCAUGACCAGCCAGGACCGCGAAAAGGUCCUCGCCCUCGCCGAGCACAACCGUGUGCGCUUCGGCACCGUCAAGGGCAUCGUGGAUCGCUACCUCGACAAGUGCGGCCGGCAGUGGGUUGCCAUGGAUUCGUUGUUUGCGCGUCUGGGCUUCAACAAGCCCCUUGCUGCAGCGUAA